UCCUCCCCUCAGUGUGGUCAAUCCGCCCCAAGGGAAGGCUUUUUCUUCGCUAGCUGCCGCACAGUGUUCUCAGCAGCGUGAAGUGGUCGUGUGGCAGGAUGAGUGCGGACUCGGACCCCGUGGUUAUCGUCUCGGCGGCGCGGACCGCCAUAGGCUCCUUCAAUGGUGCCCUGUCCACCGUUCCUGUACAUGAGCUGGGCUCAACUGUCAUCAAAGAAGUCCUGAAGAGGGCUGCCGUGGCUCCUGAAGAGGUGUCAGAGGUCAUAUUUGGACACGUUUUGGCAGCAGGUUGUGGGCAGAAUCCUGUUCGACAAGCCAGUGUGAGUGCAGGGAUCCCCUACUCUGUUCCAUCGUGGAGCUGUCAGAUGAUCUGCGGGUCAGGCCUCAAAGCCGUGUGCCUCGCAGCCCAGUCCAUCCAGACGGGAGACUCCAGCAUCGUGGUCGCCGGAGGCAUGGAAAGCAUGAGCAAGGCUCCUCACCUGGUUCACCUGAGGACGGGAGUCAGGAUGGGGGAAACGCCGCUGACUGACAGUAUUCUCUGCGAUGGCCUUACGGAUGCUUUUCACAAGUACCACAUGGGCAUUACAGCUGAAAAUGUAGCCAAAAAAUGGCAAGUGAAUAGAGAAGAUCAGGACAAGUUUGCAGUUCUGUCCCAGAACAAGACAGAGAGUGCACAGAAAGCUGGCCAUUUUGACAAAGAGAUUGUACCAGUUUGUGUACCUUCUAGAAAAGGUCUCACUGAAGUUAAAACAGAUGAGUUUCCCCGUCACGGGUGCAACACGGAAGCCGUGUCUAAAGUAAAGCCUUGCUUUCUCACAGAUGGGACAGGGACUGUGACCGCAGCAAAUGCUUCAGGAAUCAACGAUGGCGCAGCAGCGGUGGUUCUCAUGAAGAAGUCGGAAGCCGACACACGUGGGCUUGCACCUCUGGCACAGAUAGUCUCCUGGUCACAAGUCGGUGUGGAGCCUUCCAUUAUGGGAACAGGGCCGAUUCCAGCCGUAAAGCAAGCUGUUGCAAAAGCAGGUUGGUCACUGGAGGAUGUGGAUGUAUUUGAAAUCAAUGAGGCCUUUGCAGCCGUGUCUGUGGCAGUAUCUAAGGAACUUGGAUUAAACCCAGAGAAGGUCAACAUUCAUGGAGGGGCGAUAGCCUUGGGCCACCCUCUCGGAGCAUCUGGCUGCCGGAUCCUGGUCACCCUGCUACACUCAAUGGAGAGACGGGGCGGGUGCCGCGGUGUUGCUGCCCUGUGCAUUGGGGGUGGGAUGGGGAUAGCGAUGUGUGUCCAGAGAGGGUGAGCCUGCCGAACUCAUCCUGA
Messenger RNA from Artibeus jamaicensis (Jamaican fruit-eating bat), 1312 nucleotides. It is a transcript of the gene ACAT2, whose product is annotated as acetyl-CoA acetyltransferase 2. The record is from RefSeq and is a predicted model, not a curated record. Bases 99 to 1292 code for a protein of 397 amino acids. Lineage: Eukaryota; Metazoa; Chordata; Mammalia; Chiroptera; Phyllostomidae. The transcript has 9 exons. Gene Ontology annotation, molecular function: acetyl-CoA C-acetyltransferase activity. Gene Ontology annotation, biological process: fatty acid beta-oxidation.